CUACUUCCGGGUUCCUGCAUUCUGGUCCAGACCCACUUCUCUGCACCGCUCAAGACGCGUACAUUGAACACGCCACGGGCGGGCAGCUCCGCGGCAUCGAUCGUGGCUCCUUUAAGAAAAACUAAGCCAGAAAUAUCACCCCACCUCUUCUUGAUCUCAUUCAGAGGCUUUUGCAUUAAAUAAUCUGCUCAGGAACUGAGAGUGAUCAAAGAAAGGAGAGAGCUUGAUUUUUUUUGCGCGUGCAUCUGCGUGUUUAACAUUUAGGGUUCCCCAACCCGGAGGAAGCGCACCGCGGAUCAUCAUUCAUUCUGUACUUUGACAACCUCGCUUUUGAUUGACAGUUGGAGUGGCGAAAAGCCAUGGGACUCGCUGGUUUUGUCUGAGGGGCAUUUCAAUUGCCUACUGGUUUGGAAACGAAGAUUUGUUCCCUCCACGUCCAGGCUGAGAGCGAAGGAGCUAUUUUCGCUGCCGUGUAAUGUUUUACCUUUAGCUGAACUGGGAGCUGAAGGUUCUGGGCUCGUCCGCCGAAGGAAACACACGGGAUUUUGAAUCUCGCUUUUGGAGUUUACGCGCUUACUUCCCUUCACCCUGGCCUCUUAGGAGAUAUCUAAAGUCAGUGGAAGAACAGGGCGCGAGGAAGGCCGAUGGCGCAAAGGUACGAAGAUUUACCGCAUUAUGGAAUGGACGGCGUAGGACUCCCGACCACGAUGUAUGGGGACCAUCACGCGGCCAGAUCCAUGCAGGCUGUUCACCUGAAUCAUGGCCCCCAGCUACAUUCUCACCAGUACCCGCACUCAGCCCACAACGCUAUGCCGCCCAGUAUGGGCUCCUCGGUGAACGACGCUUUAAAAAGAGAUAAAGAUUCCAUUUACGGGCACCCGCUCUUUCCUCUCCUAGCACUGAUUUUUGAAAAAUGUGAAUUAGCAACCUGCACGCCGAGAGAACCGGGGGUUGCGGGAGGUGACGUGUGUUCGUCUGAAUCUUUCAAUGAAGACAUAGCAGUAUUUGCAAAACAGAUUCGAGCAGAAAAACCUUUAUUUUCAUCGAACCCAGAACUGGAUAAUUUGAUGAUACAAGCAAUUCAAGUAUUACGAUUCCAUCUAUUGGAGCUGGAGAAGGUGCACGAACUCUGUGACAAUUUUUGUCAUCGGUAUAUUAGCUGCUUGAAAGGAAAGAUGCCCAUUGACUUGGUUAUAGACGACAGAGAAGGUGGAUCAAAAUCAGAUAGCGAAGACAUCACAAGAUCAUCGGGGAACCUUGAUCAGACUUCAUGGAACAGGGAUCACGAUGACACGGCGUCCAUACGCUCCGGGGGGACCCCAGGGCCCUCGAGCGGGGGCCACACAUCGCACAGCGGGGACAACAGCAGUGAGCAAGGUGACGGUUUGGACAACAGCGUGGCCUCGCCCAGCACGGGGGACGACGACGACCCCGACAAGGAGAAGAAGCGCAACAAGAAGCGCGGCAUCUUCCCCAAAGUGGCCACCAACAUCAUGCGGGCGUGGCUCUUCCAGCACCUGACCCAUCCUUACCCCUCAGAAGAACAGAAGAAGCAGUUGGCACAAGACACCGGGCUCACCAUACUACAAGUGAACAACUGGUUCAUCAACGCAAGGCGGAGAAUAGUCCAGCCCAUGAUAGACCAGUCCAACAGAGCAGGCAAUCAAGGCGGUCCGUACACUCCAGAUGGCCAGCCCAUGGGAGGGUUUGUCAUGGACGGACAACAGCACAUGGGAAUCAGACCACCUGGACUCCAAGGCAUGCCAGGGGAUUACAUGUCCCACUGUGGCCCGAUGGGCAUAGGCCAGCCCGGCUUCAGUCCCCCUGCGAUGCCCCCCCACCCCACUCAGCUGCGGCACGGGCCCCCCGUGCGCCCUUACAUUCCUGGACACCACCCCCACCACCCAGCGAUGUUGAUGCACGGGGGACCCCCCCACCACCCGGCAAUGCCCAUGUCAGCCUCCACCUCCUCCAUGUUCAACCAGGGGGACCCUACCAUGGGGGGACAAGUCAUGGACAUCCACGCUCUGUAGCUUCUUUUUUUUUUUUGUUGUCUUCUUUUUUUUUUUUUUUUUUAAGGGAUCGUCUACAAACGUGCGGUUCCGUACAAAACAGAACACAGUUUCUUUUUUUCUUUUUUUUUGCUCUUUUGUGUUGGCAACAGCAGCACCGUUUCAUGAGCUGCUGCUUCACGCAGACUGAGGACCUCCCAGUUGUGGCAUCUGAAAUGGACCAGGGGGGGAAGCUAAUGUCUGCAUUUCCAGGAAUACUGUUUUUUUUUUUGUUUUUUUUUUUGCACCGGAAUUUCCCUGGAAGCAAAAAAAAAUAAAUAGAUUAAUAAAAUUUUUUAAAAAUCACAGAAAACAAGAGAGUGAAAUUAUAACUAUAUCACUUCCUGGGUGGGUGGGUGGGUGGGGUGGGAUGGGAGGGGUUUGGGGAAGGAUAUGCUGUAUACUGUUGUAAAAAUACAUCGGACUCUCGUGAGAACUGAGAAUUAAUUAUUGUAAAUGCUCUUGUAUUGUUCUGCUUAUUAUUUUGUUUCUUAUAGAUUUUUUUAAAGAAGGAUGUGAACUUUUUUCUUUUUUUCGUUCCACACUAUGUGUGUGUCAUUUUCAUAAAACUUUGAACUUCCCCCCGCCACCCUCCCAUUCCCAGAUCUAACAUUUUGAUAAGUUGAUAAGUGAAUAAACGAACCAUUCGAUCGAUCGGACGAUAAGCCUUACUUUUCUCUGCCGGUGGCGUAAAGAGCUUGUUGUGGUAGACAACAGGCGAAAUAACAUCGGCCGUAAAAAAAAAAAAACGUGGGCCAUGUUCAGCGUCCAAUGUUACUGUCUCUUCCCCGAGGCCUGCUUUUUGCAUGUCUAAUUAAUUUACGCGUCACGUUAGGAUUGACUUGAGCAGAUGCCGUUAAGAGGGAGAGUGGGCGGGGCUUGUACAGGCUGAAGCUGGACUUGUCAGCUGUCGAGAGAAUGUCACAAGAAGAGUGAGGACAGGAGGCGAGAAACCAAAAGGUGUACCUGCAGUUACUGCAUCAGGUAUUAGGCCACUCCCCCUGAGCGAGACAUCUUUAAUGCCCCCCUUCCCCCGAACCCUGCCAUCUUGGAGAGUUUAUGUACACGUUGUAAAUAAAAAAAAUAAUAAUUAAAAAAGCAUUAAAAAAAGAAAAAAACUUUUUUUUGUGGGAAAGAAAUGGACCGGAAAAGAAUGGACUGUUGUAGUAUUGCUUUCUUUUUUUUUCUUUUUUUUUUUUUUACAUCCAAUAUCAGUCUGGUUUGAGUUUCUUUGCUUGAAAAGUCUCUAUAUGGGAUCUACUUGAGGCUUUGUUGUGGUUGAAUAAAUACUUGUGGAUUUUUUCUUC
Anguilla rostrata (American eel) is the source of this 3358-nucleotide messenger RNA. RefSeq names its product Meis homeobox 1 a (gene meis1a). Gene Ontology annotation, molecular function: DNA-binding transcription activator activity, RNA polymerase II-specific; RNA polymerase II cis-regulatory region sequence-specific DNA binding. Gene Ontology annotation, biological process: animal organ morphogenesis; positive regulation of cell population proliferation; positive regulation of transcription by RNA polymerase II. Lineage: Eukaryota; Metazoa; Chordata; Actinopteri; Anguilliformes; Anguillidae. Bases 645 to 2033 code for a protein of 462 amino acids. The record is from RefSeq and is a predicted model, not a curated record. The transcript has 12 exons.